Exophiala aquamarina CBS 119918 is the source of this 1428-nucleotide messenger RNA. RefSeq lists its product as uncharacterized. The coding region runs from base 1 to 1428 and encodes 475 amino acids. The transcript has 2 exons. NCBI's taxonomy places the organism in Eukaryota, Fungi, Ascomycota, Eurotiomycetes, Chaetothyriales, Herpotrichiellaceae. Gene Ontology annotation, cellular component: mitochondrial inner membrane. Gene Ontology annotation, molecular function: membrane insertase activity. The record is from RefSeq and is a predicted model, not a curated record. Gene Ontology annotation, biological process: protein insertion into mitochondrial inner membrane from matrix; mitochondrial respiratory chain complex IV assembly.
AUGUCGCUAUCCCAAGGACUUAGAUGUUCAUUUCGGGACGUUGGUAACGGCAGGCACCGAAUGUACCUGGGCAAACCUAGCCUGCGCCAUCAAUCCCGCUCUCUAUCUCUGUUUGGCUGGGGCUCAAAAUCCACCUCCGAUGAUUUCUUAAAGCCUCAUGCGAACAUCACAGGUGCAGACACAACACAGGUUGCCUCUUCCACAACUACAGACACUGUACGAACCGUCAAGGCCUCUCAUGACACAUCGACCGCGCCUGAUCCCUCGAGUGUACACCCACAUCUCGCCAAUGAGCACACCCCUGAAGCCCUCCAAAAGCUCGAAAAUGCCAUCGUAAACCCCCAUAAUGCCCCUUCUCCUGCUGAGCAACUGGCCGAUAUACCUGAUCUGGCGUCAAUCCCUGAACGAAUUGGCUACCUGAAAGAAGUCUGCGCCUUGGAUUUUGGAUGGGGUCCUUCCUCGAUGAUGGAAUGGGCAUUGGAGCACCUCCACCUCACCGCGGGCCUCUCCUGGGCAAAUUCUAUCAUUGUCCUGGGGCUUCUCUUCCGUCUGGCAGUUGUACGCCCCUCUUUUGUAGCAAAUGAACAAUCCCAAAAAAUGAGGGAGAUGCAACCCGUCCUUGCGCCGCUGCAGGAGAGGAGCAAGGCCGCGCUAGCCUCAGGCGAUCGAAUUGGCGCUAUGGAAGUCCAACGCGAGAUUGGCGCUCUGCGCAAAGAAUUUGGGCUCAGCUUCGGGAAGAUGUUUCUUCCUAUUAUGAUCCAACUUCCUUUUCAGUUUGCUGCCUUUCGAGUUUUGAGUGCAGCGGGGAAUUUGCCUGUACCUGCCUUUGAAACCGAGCACUGGCUUUGGCUGAGCAACAUAUCGACAACUGAUCCGACAUAUGUCCUCCCCCUCAUGAUCUCCACCCUCACCUAUUUCAACAUGUCAAGAGCUGUCAAAAGCCAGCCAGACAAUAAGCUUGCCACAUUCAUGAAAACCGGCUUACCUCUACUUUCAUUUCUGAUCAUGAUUUGGCAGCCCGCGUCUUUGCAUUUAUUCUUUUUGGUCAAUGGUGCAUUUAAUUAUGGCCAGAUGGCCCUGUUUCAAUCUGCCGUCUUUCGAUCGUGGGCAGGGCUCCGUCCUAUUGUAAAGGCUACAGCACCGUCUAAAGGCCCGGCUCGCCCGACUUACGGGUCUAUGAAGGUGGUAAUUCCUGGUCAAGAGUCUUCCGCCCCGGUCACAUCGAACCGGAGUAUUAUUGACAAAGGGGUUGACAGAGUCAAGAAAAGUUUGAGUGACAAUCCUUUGACAUCGACCUAUUUGAAGACCAAGAAGGCAAACGCUUCAAAAUCAAACAUCAAAAAUGAACAACAGGAGAAGUGGGAGAUUCAGAGGCAGGAUGAAUUGGAAGCUGCCCGUCGUGAAAGAAACAGUAAAAUUUUCCGGUAG